This is a messenger RNA of Trichomycterus rosablanca, 1013 nucleotides long. RefSeq names its product MIF4G domain containing b (gene mif4gdb). NCBI's taxonomy places the organism in Eukaryota, Metazoa, Chordata, Actinopteri, Siluriformes, Trichomycteridae. The transcript has 6 exons. Bases 55 to 723 code for a protein of 222 amino acids. Gene Ontology annotation, molecular function: RNA binding; protein binding; translation activator activity. The record is from RefSeq and is a predicted model, not a curated record. Gene Ontology annotation, cellular component: cytosol. Gene Ontology annotation, biological process: regulation of translational initiation.
CCUGCAGCCACCAGACAGUUCGAUGCUCCACUUUUACUAAUCCUCACACACAGAAUGGAAGAUUCAUCCAGUCAUGACUACAAGAUCCAGUCCUUAGACGCAGAGACGCAGAAACUGCUCAAAACCGCUCUGAAAGAUCCAGGCUCGGUGGAUCUGGAGAAGGUGUGUGACAUCGUUGUGAAUCAGUCGCUGAAGGAACAGGCGUUCAGUAAAGAGGCCGGACGCAUCUGCUUCACUAUCGUCCAGGCCGAGGCGAAACAGAACGGCAGCAGCGCGUUCCGGCGGUGUCUCCUGAUCCGACUCCAGCAGGAGUUCGGGAGCCGAGAGGAAACCAGGAGGAGAUCCACGCAGGAGUGGGUUUGUCUCGUCUCCUUCAUCUGCAACAUCUUCGACUACCUGAAGGUGAACAACACACCGAUGGUGGCUCUGGUUCACCCGGUCUACGACUGUCUUCUCAGACUCGCUCAACCCGAUGCACUCAGUAAUGAAGAGGAGGUGGACUGUCUGGUCCUGCAGCUUCACCGUAUCGGCGAUCAGUUAGAGAAGAUGGAUGCUGACCAAAUGGACGAGCUCUUCGUCCUGCUGCGGGACGGUUUCCUGUUACAGGACGGCCUCUCCUCGCUCUCCCGUCUCCUUCUGCUGGAGAUCCUGGAGUACCACGCGGGGGGCUGGAACCUCAGCGACACAGCGCAGAAGUACUACUACAGCGAAGUGAGCGACUGACCCCACGCCCCCGCCAGUCAGGAGGGGGCAGGAGGACCCACGGACAGUUUUUAACCUCGUUAGUUAAUCUAACAUGAUGCUGGAUUUUGAACGAUGCCUACCGGCCUUUGUACCUUUUUAUCUGCGUCACUUUUAUUUACCUGUGGAACCAGAACUUGCUAAACACACUAUGUGGGGAAAAAAAGUAUUUGGACGCCCCUUUUGAUUUCUGUAUUUAUGUCCUUCAGACAUGGCAAUCCUUAUCAGGUGUAAUAAAGCAAUCAUAUAAAGGGAAUUAUAUGCGUCCAACU